Messenger RNA from Armigeres subalbatus, 391 nucleotides. RefSeq lists its product as uncharacterized. NCBI's taxonomy places the organism in Eukaryota, Metazoa, Arthropoda, Insecta, Diptera, Culicidae. The annotation marks the transcript as partial. The transcript has 2 exons. The record is from RefSeq and is a predicted model, not a curated record.
AUGCUGAAGCAACAACUGUCCCGUGAAUUUGAAAUGUCGGAUUGCGGUGAGGCAAGCUACCUAGGUCGUUACCAGCAGAAUCCAGUAGAUCAACAUUGGCAGGCUUUGAAGCGCAUCGUGAGAUACCUGAAGGGGACUACCAAACUCGGUUUACUAUACAACGAAUCCUCAUCACCGUUAAUCGGAUUUGUGGAUGCAGACUGGGCGUCGGAUCAAGAAGAUAGAAAAUCUGUGACUGGUUUUGUUUUCAAGGUGUUCGGAUCAACCGUAUCGUGGGCAAGCAGAAAACAAGUAACGGUAUCCACUUCAUCAAGUGAAGCGGAAUAUGUUGCUCUUAGUUCCGCUGUCAGUGAAGCGAUUUGGUUGGGUGGACUCCUGGAAGAUCUAAACU